Molecule: messenger RNA, 1726 nt
Organism: Manihot esculenta (cassava)
Lineage: Eukaryota; Viridiplantae; Streptophyta; Magnoliopsida; Malpighiales; Euphorbiaceae
Product: nuclear transcription factor Y subunit A-1
Exons: 7
Coding region: 259-1323 (354 amino acids)
Biological process (GO): regulation of transcription by RNA polymerase II
Cellular component (GO): CCAAT-binding factor complex
Molecular function (GO): RNA polymerase II cis-regulatory region sequence-specific DNA binding; DNA-binding transcription factor activity, RNA polymerase II-specific
Source: RefSeq, a predicted model, not a curated record
GAACUGUUCUAGUACUGUUAGGAUGUUGCUCCAAAACAAACGCCGGAGAAUCGCAGUGGAACUGGAUUGACUCUCUUGGUCUUCUCCUUCUCUCAAACGCCAAAGGGCCCCGAAAAUCUAGGGUUUUGUUUCCAUCCACUCUUCUCAACCACAAACUGCAGUGAAGCAGAAAACUCUAUUAUUCUGAAGGAAGGUGUUUACCAUAACUCCUUGAGAAAAAAAGAAGGAAUUAAUAUCCAUCUGAAGGAAUUAAAAGACAUGCAGUCAAAAUCUCAAAGUGCCAAUCCAUUGGAGCCAGACCCACGUGUCAUUCAACCAUGUGCUGUUCAUUCUGAGCCUUGGUGGCGCAGUAUUGGUUUUAAUACCGUGUCUUCAGCUGUGCCAGCGGGGAACACAUCCAAUUUGUCUUCACCUGAUGGCCCAAAUGGUUCACUGUCAAAUGAUGAUCAGUCACUGUCAAAUGGAGGAGUGAAUGAGGAUGAUGAUGAUGCUAGCAAAGAAUCACAGGCCACCGCAUCUUCACAAUCAGUUUCAGUUGCAAAUUGUGGACAAGGAAACAAAAGUCUUCACCAUCUUGCUUCAAGUAUGACUACAAUGCAUGAUGAGUGCCUGACACAACCUCCACAGCUUGAACUUGUUGGUCACUCUAUUGCAUGUGCAUCAAAUCCAUACCAGGAUCCAUAUUACAGUGGAAUGAUGGCAGCUUAUGGGCAUCAACCUAUGAGUUAUCCUCAUCUCAUAGGACUGCAUCAUGCAAGAAUGCCUUUACCCCAAGAGGUGGCCCAGGAACCUGUUUAUGUAAAUGCCAAACAAUACCAAGGGAUUCUGAGGAGAAGACAGGCACGGGCAAAAGCGGAGCUUGAGAAGAAGCUGAUAAAAGCUAGAAAGCCAUAUCUUCAUGAGUCUCGCCACCAGCAUGCUAUGAGAAGGGCUAGGGGUACUGGAGGACGUUUUGCGAAGAAAAUUCAUGCAGAUGCUUCCAACAAUACCACAGAAGGAACGAGCAAUGAUCCUGGUCCAGUCCUUUCAUCUCAGUCUGGCUCUGGCAGUUCAUCAAUUUCUGAGCCAUUGCCUUCAGAUUCUGCUGACAGGUGGAUUUUCCCCCAUGGUGAACAAGGGACAAUAGCAUCACAAGUUCUCGUAACUUCUGAAGCUAAAAACCAUGUACAUGGAGGCACCUUCUACCUCAAACACAAUGGCUUACAAACCUUGACACAUCACUCACUUGCAGGGGAAAAGGGGGAGGAGGGAGACUGUUCAGGCCAACAACGGGGGAGCAUUUCCUCAAAUCAGGCCUCACAGAGGCCGCUUUCUAUCCAGUGAACUCCAGUAUGCUAAGUGGACACCAAGAUGGAGGAUUGGAUUCACCCUAGCAGAGACAGCUGAAUCCUCUUAAUUUUUGGUGACCACAUCCCUGGCAAAAUGUUGCCAGGCGGCAAUUCAUUCUUGGCUUGGUUUCAUGUUUACGACUCUAAUGACGAGAGCGAGACGAGGGAUGGGAUGAACAGGUGUUGGCUUCUUUUAAGUCGGCCAAUCCUCUACCAUCUUUUUCCCAUUUUCACUUUUCAUGUGUAUAGUAACAUGUGGAAUAAAUGCGAGUAGAAAUAGUCUGUGUGGAGAGCUUCUAAAUGGGGAAACAGCUCUUUUAAGUUUAGCAUAGGAACUGUGUUUGUCCGACUGACAUGGGUUUAUUUGCGUGCAAUUGGACGGUGGACAUUUUACUGCC